This is a messenger RNA of Hibiscus syriacus, 1171 nucleotides long. RefSeq lists its product as uncharacterized. Lineage: Eukaryota; Viridiplantae; Streptophyta; Magnoliopsida; Malvales; Malvaceae. The coding region runs from base 78 to 809 and encodes 243 amino acids. The record is from RefSeq and is a predicted model, not a curated record. The transcript is spliced from 6 exons.
UGUGGCCGUGGUUCACUGAGGACGAAGAUAUUUAAAAGAAACCGUGGGAGGACCAAUGGCGCUCUUUCAACUCUAAAAUGGCGGCAAAUCUUUCCUUCGCUUCCGCCGUUUCCCACGUCAACUCACCGCGUCAGUUCAUCGUUUUCCGGCGAAACGCCAGCCCAAGCCGCAACAUAUAUAGAAUUAGAUGCAACGGAGAAAAUUCCAAGAGCAAUUUACCCACCACUCAAGAAUCUGCACGCGAGAAUGUUCUUCUCAAGGUAGCCUGGUAUGGUUCCGAGCUUCUGGGGAUUGCUGCUUCUUAUCUCCGACCACCCUCUAAGGUUGAAGAAUCUACCCAGAAAAAUCUUGAGCUUGGCCUAGUUGGGGCGGGAGCUAUUGAUCGUACUGCAGUCGUUCAAACCAUCAAAGAUGACUUCGAAAGAUCGUAUUUUGUCACAGGGCAACUUACACUCGAUGCAUACGAAGAGGAUUGCGAAUUCGCCGAUCCAGCAGGUUCCUUCAAGGGACUUAGACGUUUCAAAAGGAAUUGCACAAACUUUGGAUCUCUUAUUGAAAAGUCAAAUAUGAAACUAAUGAAGUGGGAGGACUUUGAGAACAAAGGAGUGGGACACUGGAAAUUUAGUUGUGUAAUGUCAUUUCCUUGGAAGCCUAUUCUUUCUGCUACUGGAUACACAGAGUAUUUUUUUGAUGCACAAUCUGGAAAAGUUUGCAGGCAUGUGGAGCACUGGAAUGUUCCCAAAAUGGCGCUGUUGAAGCAACUUCUGAGACCGACUCGAGGAUUCUGGCUUAAGAGAAAAGACAGCUAAAGAUUGUGAAGAAAAACAUGUUGAUCACAUCCUCUGUUGUCGAAAGACUGGCCUUGAGAAACCGAUGGAAGAUGACCGGAAGGGGAAGACUGAUAUGAAGGGCAACCAUCUAAUCUAAAAUGGGUUUGAAUUAGUACAAUUCGUUUCUUGAUCGGUGUCGAGUAGAGUUGCAUCAUCUAUCAUGUUGCACUAGUUCAGGAACUAACAAUGCAUAGUUAAUGUUUCCAGAGUUGUACAAAUAGCCUUAGCCUAUGCCACCAAAACUAAAGUAGACAGAUCAUUUUGUAACUAUCCAACAUAAUGUAAUAUUUGAUCGUCUACUCGGUCCUUAAGAGGCCCUCGCUUACUACUAUUUUCAAUCA